GCACGGAAUUGAUGGCAUAGGAAGUUACAGUAACCUGGUGAAAAAACUUGGUCGUGUUCGUGUCCGUCCGGCAGAGCUCCUCCUCAACUGGCCGUAUAUGCGUUCGUGAAUGACAACGCCGUUGCGCUUCGCUUGAACAUGGAAUCCUAUGACGACGGCAUAGGUGCCAAAGCUCGCAAGAGAAUGAGAUUAGACUUAGCUGCAACGAAACGCUUCCUUACACAUGCUGGCGCCCUUCCAAAGUCCACUCUGGCCGAUGAAUUUCUCAAUGAUAACUUGCAUAAUACUUCCUCAAACUUAACUCCUAAAAAGGCAAUUCUAGACAAGACCAUACAGCUCAUGCAAGAAAUAUAUCGGGCCUACCUUGAACUCAAACAAAUUCAUAGGGCUUUAGCCCGCUGUGAACCCGGAGAAUUACAUGACACACUAACCUCGCUCGACGUGGUAGUAAGCGGUAGUUCAGAGAGUCAAACAGAUCAUACAGCUUUUGCAGGCAGCGCAGAGUCAAAUGCACUCUGUGUUGAGCCCAUCAUACAUAUUGAACGCUCCGAAGAGCUUCGAGCCCAAGCUCGAGACAAGAAUUUGUCUUUGAGUAAGCUUACCGAACAAUUAGCUUCGAUUGAUCUCUGUCCUCGGUCUCUCAAGGUUCCUUCGAGUUGUUCUUCCCUUCCUCCCCAACUUCCACCUCUUCCUCUAUUCCUGAUGCCUCCAGACCUAACGACGUUCAAGGUUGACCCACUAAUCAUCAGAGUGAAUGAGUUGAAGCAUUGGUUAAAGGCGUUCAAAGAGUCAUCGACAUUCACAUCAACUUCGAACAGUGAUAGACCUGGAGCUGUAGCACCGCUCACGGUAGAUUCUGCCUUUCUCUCUGCUACUGGACUUGCUCCUAGUUCCGGGACAUUCCAAUCUUCUUUAUCAUUAGGGCACAACUAUGGUUACUCCACUCCACCUGCACAAACCGCCAUAGCAGAAUCUCACUACGGCCUUGUGUCCUUCGAAGAUACAACCCAAAACAGAUUUCCAGAUUCACGAAUUUGGACAACCCAUGUCGCAGACAGUACGGAGGAUGAUAAAUAUAAGGUCGAAGCCAUGUAUGUCCAACUCAAAAGCAUAGAAAACCGUAUGAAAAUCAUCUCACUUAAACAAAACAUGCUCGAGAACUUGUCAACCAUAAUUGCUGCACCUGUCGUAACCCCAUUGGCUGCUCAAUCUUCUCAGGCAAAUCCUUUCGUCCUGACUCGGGAUGCAUUGGAGCUCGUCAGGCGCUUGAACGUAGAAAUUAGUCGAAGUUUUACAGGAGUUCAAAAUCAGGAGUCCGAAACAAAAGAGGAGUCCGACAACUCUCAUUCAAGGACUUUUGACUAUGAAAUCAAGAAAAUGCUAAUCGAAUCCUUGGUCAAAAACAAGUUGCACAGACUCUCCACCUUCAGGAGGCUCAAGAGCCGGGAGCAGGAAUUUUAUUAGUGUUUGAAUUCAGAAAAGAUUGCGCUCAAAACAGAUAAGAAAAUAGGUCAGGAUCUUUGAUUGGGAGUCAUGAGAAGGUGCGGAAGAUGCGAACGGAAAAGAAGGUCUAUGUAUUUGAAGUCAUGUUUUAUCGUUGUGUUCCCAUGCGGCUUGCGCCACAGAAAUUUUUGCAUUGCAGAAACAGCGGAAGCCACGGAGGGAGGUCAUUCGUUAGAAAUGUUCUAUUGCACCCAUUUACAAGUCACAAGUCG
This is a messenger RNA of Lentinula edodes (shiitake mushroom), 1715 nucleotides long. RefSeq lists its product as uncharacterized. The transcript is spliced from 6 exons. Bases 139 to 1464 code for a protein of 441 amino acids. NCBI's taxonomy places the organism in Eukaryota, Fungi, Basidiomycota, Agaricomycetes, Agaricales, Omphalotaceae. The record is from RefSeq and is a predicted model, not a curated record.